This is a messenger RNA of Saccostrea cuccullata (small rock oyster), 855 nucleotides long. RefSeq names its product ubiquitin-fold modifier-conjugating enzyme 1. Bases 22 to 534 code for a protein of 170 amino acids. Gene Ontology annotation, cellular component: cytoplasm. Gene Ontology annotation, molecular function: UFM1 conjugating enzyme activity. The record is from RefSeq and is a predicted model, not a curated record. Gene Ontology annotation, biological process: protein K69-linked ufmylation. Lineage: Eukaryota; Metazoa; Mollusca; Bivalvia; Ostreida; Ostreidae. The transcript has 5 exons.
CUGUCAAACAUUGAUGUAAUCAUGGUAGACGAAGCCACGAAACGAACUCUUGCACAAAUCCCUCUUUUAAAGACAAAGGCUGGACCAAGAGAUGGAGAAUUGUGGGUUACUAGAUUGAAAGAAGAAUAUCAAAGUCUAAUUAAGUAUGUCCAGAACAACAAAGAAUCAGACAAUGACUGGUUCCGUUUGGAGUCAAACAAGGAAGGUACUCGUUGGUUUGGAAAGUGCUGGUAUAUCCAUGAACUCCUCAAAUAUGAAUUUGAUGUAGAGUUCGAUAUCCCAAUUACUUAUCCGACUACAGCUAUUGAGAUAGCUCUUCCAGAACUAGACGGCAAAACAGCAAAAAUGUAUAGAGGGGGUAAAAUCUGCCUUACUGACCACUUCAAACCCUUGUGGGCAAGAAAUGUUCCAAAAUUUGGUAUUGCUCAUGCAAUGGCACUUGGGUUGGGUCCAUGGUUAGCUGUGGAAAUUCCAGACUUAAUACAGAAGGGUGUAGUGACACACAAAGACAAAAAUUCUGGAGCAGAUUCUUGAUUAUCCUUAGUAAACAAUAACAAAUUCAUAAAGGAAAAAUAUGUGAUGGACAAUUCCUUAGACAGGGAACUGUGCAAUGACCAAACCUGUGGUUAUUUUACUUUUUUUUGGAAAAAAUAGGGAGUCAGUGUGCAAAAAGUCAAGUACAUGUAACUAUGUCUUUCCUGUUGUUAUAAACUUUGAAAUUUUUUUUUUGUUUUAUUGGAAAAUUGAUUAUAAGUCUUUUUUGAAGAGAAGAAAUGCAUACAAUUGUACAUGUACCAGUAGUUGUAAAAAUGUUAUGUUGAUGUUAUUUAAUUUAAAGUCUUUAAUAUUUCUUAU